This is a messenger RNA of Tripterygium wilfordii, 405 nucleotides long. RefSeq names its product glycine-rich protein DOT1-like. The transcript has a single exon. The record is from RefSeq and is a predicted model, not a curated record. NCBI's taxonomy places the organism in Eukaryota, Viridiplantae, Streptophyta, Magnoliopsida, Celastrales, Celastraceae. The coding region runs from base 1 to 405 and encodes 134 amino acids.
AUGGGGAUUAAUGGUGGUGCUGGUGAAAACUCACCAGGCGGUGUGUCGGGUUCAAUUGGUGGACUAAAUAAGGGCACGAGUGGGGGUGCUGGUGUUGUGAACUCGUCAGGAGGUGAAAGCCAUGGAUUUACUUCAGGUGGGGGUGGUGAUAGGACUAGUGGAGGUGGAGGGAAUAUCACUGGUAAUGGUGGAGGGGAUAGUUCUGGUGGUGGUGGUGGUGGUGAUGGAACUAAUGGCGGUGGGGGCAGAGGAGGAGGUGGUGACGGUGGUGGUGGUGACGGUACUAAUGUUGGUGGAGGAGAGGGUGGGGGUGGGGAAGGUGGUGGAGAUGAAGGAACUGGAGGUGGUGAUGAGGGGGGAGGGGAUAUGACUACUGGAGGUGGAGAUGGAAGUAAAGGAGGCUGA